GAGAACGAUCAUACUCACAUUGAGAUCUCAUUGUUACUCCGGGAGGUCCGGAUCCCACUCCGACAUCUGGUGGCAGAGGAUGGUUUCUCCCUGCGCCUGAAGCUCCGAGGCUGCGCAGUAUGGACGCUGAAGCUGCGGCCACGUUACUCGCUGGGUUCCCUCUCUAAGAGAGGGAUAGAGACACCAGCGAAACAUUUACACCAGCUUAUUAAGCUAGGACGACGGUGGGGGUUUUUCAAUGAAACGCCCUUAUUGUUCUCAAUUGAGGAAUGGAGACACUUUGGGAGUACUAUGUGGCAAAAAACCAUUGAGGGGAAUGAAAAGGAAGAAAAAGAGAUUAAGACGGUUCGUAGUCUUUGGAAUACUGUGCUAGAAACAUUAAGAGCCUUAAAGGCGGAGCGAGAGGUGGCCUGUGCCACUGCCACUAUGCUGGGACCAGGCGCAACAGCGAAAAAGCCGUUAAACUCGUUGGGACCGCUCGCGCAUUUUUUUGGUGUGAAUGCUGUUAGAGGGAUGAAAGGAACUGUGUGCAAGGAUAUUAAUGAAUUACAAGAAAAGACGCAUAAUAAUGCUUUGAAGGAGAUACACACUUCUACUGCUGACUCACCGCUGAGCGUACAAAAGGCGGAACUGACUGAGAGCAGUAACAACCAGAGUUCUGGAGAAAGUGCGGAAGUAAACACGGUAGACUACCCAGAAAGAGAAGGUGCCCGGCCGAAAGUUAACGCCUCCAGGGAGAGUGGAGGAUCGUGUCGACCACAGCCAACUGCCCCGCCCCUAGAAACAGCUGUUGCGCCGCAAAUACCACCCUCCACGACGCUGUACCCACCGUUGCCGUCCUCUAACGGGUCGUCAGGAUGUACUACGCUGGAGCACUUACAGAAUUCAACGCAGCCUCAUUCAGGAUUAUUGCAAGAAGUCAUGCGGCAGCUGACAGAGCUAGAAAUGCACCAAAAAGAAGCAAAUAGUCUUCCACCGUGCCUACAAAACCCCUCGAAUACUUACAAGCCCCCACGAUGUAGUGGCAUAAUAAAAGAUGCAAUAAUCGAAGGGCAAUGGAACAGCAAAAAUGAUCCUUCCAACUUUGCUGUUCCCGUUAUACAAAGGGACGGAAAUGGAAUUUGGGAACCUCAUGACUGGAAGAUUUUGCAGCAAACCCGAAAUACAGUAACUACUUAUGGUGUGAAAUCAGAGGCAACACGCCAAAUUGUAAGAUGGAUGUUUACUGCAGACCUUAUGGCUCCACACGACAGUCAAAACCUAAUGCGACUGCUACUCACACCCACGCAAUUUCUGUUAUGGACAGCUUCGUGGCGACAGCGAGCUGCUAAUGUUGCGGCUCAGAGGCAAGGAGAUGGAGAUCCUCUCCGUGGAGUUACGGCUGAUAUGCUAAACAGGCAAGGACCGGACCGUAUAGUAGUAUCCAAGUGCAGCUUGGGCUUCGACCUGGAAACCGGAUUAGAUGCCACCUUAAUAGACACUAGGAUUCAGAAGAUUCCCAGUACCGCUGUAGGACCUCUUUAUAACAAGAAAGGCGGGAUUGGCGGAUUACUACUUGGACGAUCUUCUGCCGGAGUAAAAGGACUUCUCAUUUUACCAGGAGUUAUUGACACCGACUAUACGGGUCGCAUCUAUAUCAUGGUUCAUACUGUCAGCCCACCUAUGCAUAUUCCUAAAGGAAGCAGAAUAGCCCAGAUCGUUCACUUGCAAAACCCCUUGGGGCCCUUGACACGAACAGCAAAGUACCGAGGAGACCAAGGUUUCGGAUCAUCUGGAGCAACUGUUUGUUUCUCAGUAAAGAUGGAACAACGGCUUAUGAUGAGAAUAACGAUGUCACAGCAAGGAAAGGCACGGAGCAUCAAUGCCAUGUUAGAUACAGGAGCAGAUGUCACCAUUAUCAGCCAGAAAGUAUGGCCACAGAUGUGGCAAACAGAAGUACCACUCUCAGGGAUUGUGGGAGAAAGGGGUCAUUCUACACCCAAUGUCAACGUGGAACCAGUCCAGUUGCAAUUUCCUGAGGGACAGCAAAUUAGUCUUAGAGUAUAUGUGAUGGCCCUACCCGGGACCCUCGAGGCACUAAUCAUGGGCGCUGGAGAGCAGUCGCCUAACCCACGCCUAACCUGGACUACCAACGAACCUGUGCAACCAUGGGUUGACCAGUGGCCCAUGACAUCAGAGCGACUGCAAAUAGUUUGUCAGCUAGUAGAACGGCUUAAGGCCGGACAUAUAAAACCUUCAGUUAGUCCAUGGAACACCCCUAUCUUUGUUAUUCCAAAAAAGAGCGGCAAAUGGAGACUUUUGCAUGAUCUACAAGUCAACGAUCAAAUGCAACCCAUGGGAGCUCUACAGCCUGGUAUGCCAUCUCCUUGUAUGCUGCCGGAAAAGUGGCACUUAUUGAUCAUUGACUUUAAGGAUUGUUUUUUCACAAUCCCGCUACAUCCUCUAGACACAGAACGUUUCGCCUUUUCGGUGCCGUCAACGAACAAAGCCAGCCCAGCAGAACGAUAUGAAUGGGUUGUCUCACCACAAGGCAUAAAAAACUCACCUACCUUGUGUCAGCUUUACGUUGCUUGGGCCCUUCGGCCAAUACGUCGUCAACGGCUGCAAACCAUUAUCUAUCAUUAUAUGGAUGACAUUCUUUGUUGUCAGAAAGAGCCAUUCUCGGAACAGUCUGCGAAACAACUACAGGAGGUGCUGGCUCAAAAAGGACUUGUGGCUCCUGAAAAGAUUCAGCGCGCGUCCCCUUGGAAAUACCUAGGGUGGACAAUUUCCAAUUCACAAAUUCAACCACAGAAAAUAGACCUUAAUACCCAGUUGACAAAUUUAACGGAUGUACAAACAUUAUUGGGAGACGUUCAGUGGGUUCGGAACUUUGUAGGUAUCAACAACGAAGACAGUGCACCCUUGACAACACUCCUGAGAGGCACAAAUCCUGCAGAACAAGUGACUUUACAGCAAGAACACCAUCAAGCACUACAACGCAUUGUGAACAAGUUGCAAUCAGCGUGGUCUUCGCGACGUCUUGCCCACUUACCCGUAUCCUUACUUGUACGCAAUAAUAGUGUAUCACCAUUUGCUGUCAUUUGUCAGUGGCUAAAGAAAAAGGGGGAAGUUUCCCCUGUCAAAUGUGCCCCUAAUAAAUGUGACCGCAGAGACGAGUUUCAAAUCUUAGAAUGGGUAUUUUUAAGUGUACAACCAAAAACCAGUGUACAGACGCGGACGGAGGCAAUAGGGGAACUAAUAAAAAGGGGGAGGGCACGAGUUGUAGACAUUGCCGGUGAAGAGCCGCACGAUAUUAGUCUACCAAUUAAUGCUGUAGAACUGGAAUGGUGGCUCCGUAACGCCACAGGAAUACAGGAAGCGUUACUGGGAUAUGGAGGACAGGUACAUUCACAGCAACCAAAAGGCAAAAUAUGGCAACUAUUAAGGCACAAUCAGUGGCUGGAAAAACCAAAAGUAUGUCAAUGCCCGAUUGAAAAUGGUGUUACUGUUUUUACGGACGCAGGCAAGCGCCUGCGAUGGGCAGCUUGUGUCUGGAAAAAGGAUAAUCAAUGGGAGCAACAUAUUAUACAGGGAGAACAACAGGAUACUCUCCAAACUCUGGAGUUAACUGCCGGAAUCUGGGCCUUGAGUAACUGGAUAAAUACACCUUUAAAUGUUGUGACUGACUCACUGUAUGUAGCAGGCCGAGUGUCACGAAUGGACAAUGCCUUAUUAAGGCAAACAGCAAAUCCAGGACUGGGGCAAUUAUUCAUCCAUUUACGAUCUGUACUUCAGCAACGAACUCAGGUUUGCUGUGUAUUACAUAUUCACAGUCACCAACUAAACAUAGGGCUGGGGGAAGGCAAUCAUAGGGCAGACAGCUUAGUUAGCCCAGCAUUUCAUUUGCCCCCCAUGGAUAAGUUUCAACAGGCUAGGCAAAGCCACAAAAAUUUUCACCAAAAUGCAAAAGGGUUAAAAAGACAAUUUGAGCUAACAGAAAGUCAGGCAAAAGGCAUAGUACAGGCCUGUCCCCGAUGUGGAAAUCACGGCCCGGGUAUAGGCCUGGGGGUAAAUCCAAAAGGUUUGAAAGCCUUGGAAUUAUGGCAAAUGGAUGUUACUCAUAUUUCUGAAUUUGGUCGUUUGAAAUAUGUACAUGUGACCAUAGACACCUUUUCAAGAAUGAUUUGGGCAACCGUGUUGCCAGGGGAAAAAGCGUACCAUGUAUGUAAACAUUUACUUGCUUGCUUCGCGAUAUUGGGAGUCCCAGAACAGAUUAAAACAGAUAAUGGGCCAGCCUACAUGAGCCAAAAAUUUAAGACUUUCCUAUCGCAAUGGGGAAUCAAUCAUAGUACGGGGAUUCCACACUCUCCCACUGGCCAGGGAAUGGUGGAACGCACCCAUCAAGUUUUAAAAGAUUACUUAAAUCGGCAAAAGGACAAGGAAAAAGAGGUGCAGCAAAGGUUACACCGUGUCCUCUUUACGCUAAAUUUUCUCUGUCUCAUGGGAGAUAAGGAAGAACCACCAGUAGUAAUACAUCACCAAAACUUGAAAUUUAAUUAUAAAACAGCUAUUCUACAAAUGAUGGUACACUAUAGGGAUCCAACAUCAGGUAUCUGGAAAGGACCUGUGCCUGUCAUUUAUAAUGGCUGA
Mesitornis unicolor (brown roatelo) is the source of this 4632-nucleotide messenger RNA. RefSeq lists its product as uncharacterized. NCBI's taxonomy places the organism in Eukaryota, Metazoa, Chordata, Aves, Mesitornithiformes, Mesitornithidae. The record is from RefSeq and is a predicted model, not a curated record. Gene Ontology annotation, biological process: DNA integration; RNA-templated DNA biosynthetic process; viral process. Gene Ontology annotation, molecular function: RNA-DNA hybrid ribonuclease activity; RNA stem-loop binding; zinc ion binding.